GCGCGUGACAGCCGAGGAAACCCGAGUAAACACACAGUAGUGACCUAACGGCCCUAACGGACCUAACGGCUCUAACCGACCUAACGGACCUAUCGGCUCUAACCGACCCAACCGUCCUACCGGACCUAACCGACCUAACGGCCGCCGGUGUCUCGUCUUGUCUCUCUGGAGGUUUAUCAUAUCAGGGAGAAGUUUCACCUGCCGUCGCUGAUGGAGACCAGACAACAAGAGUUGUACUCUGGUGUUCUGAGUGACGCAGUGGUGGACUGGGACAUGGGUCCUGGAGAGGAAUGGGUUAACUCAGCCACACACCAGGGAGAGCAGGGUUCGAAUCAGGGCGUGUUUUACCCCUCUGGCGAGGAAUCGGUUAGAAGGAGCUCAUAUGAUGACGACUUGACUGCGGUGGCACAAAAUGGGGAAAACCUCACAGAAUGGGGUAAAACUUCACCAUCAGGGGGCGAUCAGUGGGGUCAGACGUCUAUGUCCCACUCUGACAACUGGGUCAUGUCCACCACUUGGGAUAUGCAGCUGGACAGCACAGAGAGAGGACACCUCACUGCAGGUUAUCUGGACUCUGAGCCGCUGAGAGAGGCUGAUGAAGAUGCGGCGUCAGAAAUCAACUUAAACACCUCCACCAUGACGGAGGAGGAGAGAGAGGAGAUUCAACAAGAGUUACUUAAACUGGAAGAGGAGAUCAGCACGUUGAAGCAGGUUUUGUCGUCCAAAGAGAAGCAGCACGCAGAGCUCAAACAGAAACUGGGCAUGACUUCUCUGAACGAGCUCAAGAACAACUUCAGUAAAGGCUGGCACGACAUGCAGACCUCCACAGCCUAUAAGAAGACAUCAGAGACGCUUUCCACAGCCGGACAGAAAACAUCAGCCGCCUUCAGCACACUGGGCACUGCCAUCACCAGGAAGAUCGGGGACAUGAGCAUGGUCGGUCUAGAGUUACUGUUCCCUCGGAGGUCCAACUCUAUAGGCUACUCUAUCAGACACUCUAUGAGCAUGCCCACCAUGAGAAACUCUCCCAGCUUCAAGUCUUUUGAAGAGAAAGUCGAGACUACGGUGUCCACAAUCAAGACAAAGGUCGGCGGUCCGGAGACGGGAGGCAGCUUUGAGGAAGUCCUCUCCUCCGCGGCCAACGCCAGCUCUCAGGACACGCCCACUAACAACUUGACGGACAACUCCGAGAGAGCGUGUUAGAGCUGCAUCCACACCGUGAGGCGGAACUUAAACCCAGGAACUUUGUCACGUAUCUACUCAAUGCUCUGACUGAAAUGUUACUUUUUAUUUGAUCACACGUGUUAAGAUGCUUUUGCGAACAAUCCCCAUGUAACACUUGGAUGGAAUAUCCUGCAACCCCAACAUGCUUACACUUGAUAGAAAAUAUCUUGUUUGGACCAAAUUUAUCCUAAAUAUUCUAAAGCGGCAGUUGUCUACUUUUUUAUUUUGAAAGAUCAACACACCUAAUGUCAAAAGCACACCUACCUAGUAGAGGGCUAAUAAACAAAGUGAAAUUAUUCCACGUGCAACUAAAGUGGGUUUAAAGGAAGAAUCUGCUGACAACCUAGAUUACUUUAUUAAUUUCAUUAAGAGAUCAGAGCUGGUCGACCUUUUUGCUGAAGGACUCUUUUUCAGUUUGGUAGAUUUAACCAAUGAUAUGACAAAUGUAACCUGCCCUCUAGUGGCCUCCGAACCAUGUUAAACCACAAAUACUGAUCCAAUGGGGGUUGAAGCUAAGCCUUAGUUUAAAAAAAGGAGGAUGAGAAAAUUCCAAGUCAGCCUCCAGAAGACAGACCGAACCCAAACCCUGCAUUUCUUGUGUCACUUAAGUUGAGCGUCUCUCAUGGUUUGGCUCACGUACAGUAGUCACCCUCUCAUCACGAGGGAAAAAACCCAGCUGUCAAAUCACAACUGGAAUUCCUCAGACACACAAAUUAAUUCCAUCUUUUACUCUGUAAAUUCAACAUAAGGAAUCAAACCUCUACAUCGCUACAACUUUCAUACCAAAAACUACAUUUUUAGGUCAUUAAGACAGACUUUAUGUUACAUUUUUAACUACCUUGUACUUUUUACUAAAACAUAAAAAAAAAAAUGUACAUAUAAUACCCACGUUGAUGUGAUCAACCCAGAAGUCCUGGGUGAAUAUUUGUAAACUUGUAUAAAUGAUUUUACACGACCAAUUAAGAUUUUGUUACAGCACCUAAAAGGAUAUUUCAUGGGCUUAUUUUGCAAAUGCAGCCAGUCGUACCACUUUUUGAAAAUCCCAUCUGACUGUUAUACACAUUUCCGCUGCUGACAGUUUGAGUCGGGCCCUAUUUGAAUGCUGAAUCAUACUUAUAUGGUACGUGUAUUUAGUCUGUUGGACCUCACACAAAAUCUGAUUAAUCACUUUGGACAAUGCUGGAAAUAACAAAAACAAUAGUACACACACCAUUCUCUUAGAUGUUUUUUAACCCUGUGUUGAACUGCUGUACCUCAGAUUAGUGCUGGAUUCAUACAGGUAAAUAAAUCAUGACAUUUUAACCCUAAAAUGGUCCGGAUAAUGUAAAAGCUGAACUUUAUUGGAGGCCUAUUGCCUAUGUAACUGAUCCACAGUAUAACAUUGAUAUAACAUCAUAUUGCUGCUUGCUGUGGCUUCACAAAUAGGUAUGUUUUAACUCUUCCUGGUGCAGAACUAACCUGUUAAAUGCUGAAAGAAAACAUCACUUUUUACUGCUCAUGUUAUGAAAAAAGUUGGUGUCACGUUAAAGUACGGCCUCCGUGGCCCAUCAUUUAACUUUACCAUCAAAGUAACAUUCUGUUUUAAAUAGAUAACCUCUUUUGUGUUUCUCAUAUCGUCUUUCAGGUGUUGUAAGAUUUGAUCUUCUUUGCUGUGGUUUGUAAGAUAAAGGUUGCCAGGUCUGACCUAUUACCAAAUAACUGAGGCAUGUUUCGUCACUGGAAAAUUAACUGCAGAUAUAUUUUAUCUUUGUAUAUUGUGUUGGGUUGAAAUCAAACUGAACUCCAGUUAAAAGAACUUUCUACAAAAUGUUUUUACUAAAACUCAAAACACCCAAAGACAUAACUGUGACAUUCAAAUAAAAUAGCAUUGUAUGUAUAUGUGUAUUAAUCUGUAUUCAUACAAUUAAUUACACACCAUUAUACACUUUUUAUGGCUGAUGGAUCGAUAUUAAAGAUCGUUUAAACCAAACCAAAUAUCACAGAUGACUGUUUUUUUUUACAAUAAA
Messenger RNA from Sebastes umbrosus (honeycomb rockfish), 3230 nucleotides. It is a transcript of the gene tpd52l1, whose product is annotated as tpd52 like 1. Gene Ontology annotation, cellular component: cytoplasm. NCBI's taxonomy places the organism in Eukaryota, Metazoa, Chordata, Actinopteri, Perciformes, Sebastidae. Bases 211 to 1203 code for a protein of 330 amino acids. Gene Ontology annotation, biological process: positive regulation of MAP kinase activity; positive regulation of apoptotic signaling pathway. The transcript is spliced from 12 exons. The record is from RefSeq and is a predicted model, not a curated record.